This is a messenger RNA of Uloborus diversus, 879 nucleotides long. Its product is annotated as rRNA methyltransferase 1, mitochondrial-like. Bases 1 to 852 code for a protein of 283 amino acids. The record is from RefSeq and is a predicted model, not a curated record. NCBI's taxonomy places the organism in Eukaryota, Metazoa, Arthropoda, Arachnida, Araneae, Uloboridae. Gene Ontology annotation, cellular component: mitochondrion. Gene Ontology annotation, molecular function: RNA methyltransferase activity; RNA binding. Gene Ontology annotation, biological process: rRNA methylation. The transcript has 9 exons.
AUGACCUCACGUCAGCCCUUGUUAAGAAACAGGAAAGCUACAGAAUUGCAAUAUCGAGGAGAAAUUCUUUUUGGAAUUCACUCGAUUCAUCUCGCAUUGCUUGAAAGGAGAAGAAAAUUCCAUUGUUUAUUUGUGAGGAAAACUUCAAGCUUAGAUGAUAAUGAAAAUGCUUUAAGAAGACAUAAAAUAAUUGGUAUUGCCGAGCAUAUGAAAAUUCCUAUCAAAUUUGUGGACAAUGAAGGAUUGAAGUAUUUAGCUCCAAAUGCAGUACAUCAAGGCAUCUGUCUUGACGUUGGACCAUUGCCAUUAUUGAAAUGGGAGGAAUGCAGGCUGAGCGAUCAAGUAUCAGAAGACAGUUUGCAUCUUGUCAUAAAUGAAAUAUUGGACCCUAUGAAUGUAGGAGCUAUUAUUAGAUCUGCAUAUUACUUUGGAGUGAGAGAACUUUUUAUGACGAUAGGAAACAGUUGCAGAUUAUCACCGACUGUCAGUAAAGCAAGCUCAGGCUCUCUUGAAGUGAUGAAUAUUUAUCAUGUUGACAACCUUGAAAAUUUUAUAAAGACAAGAAAAAGUCAUGGCUGGAGUGUUUUUUCAACUGUGGCUUAUUGUGAAAAUAAAGACUGCAUUCAAACUACAAGUGACUUCAAUAAAUCACAAGAAAGUGGACCAAAAAUAUUAAUUUUAGGAAAUGAAGGAAAAGGAAUAUCACCUGAAAUUCAACAACUGUGUGAUGGCUUCAUCUCCAUCCAACCUAAAAAUUCUCUUCAUGAGGGCAUAGAUUCUUUGAACGUUUCUGUUGCUGCAGGCAUCAUUUUGUAUUCCCUGACUAUUGGAAGGUGUCUAGAGAUGAAGUAACUUUGUUGGUGUGUUGUUAAAAAUAAA